AUUUCUUCCCGCGUGGACCUUCCAUCGACUUCAGAGGAACCCCAUGGGGAACAGACCCACCCUUCACCUGGCCGCGAGACGCUCCGGACACGAGCUUAGCGUUCAGAUAUGAGGGGAUAUACUCAGAAGCCCGAUGCCUAUGUAUAUAAAUACUCACGCCGUUCAAGAAAAAAAAAAAAUUUUUUUGGCAUCUUUCUCCUCUUCCCCAAUCACUCAACGCGUCGUACGUGCGGUGAUCGUACAACGCUUUCAUAAUGACCGACACAAAGACGGCGGUUCCAAAUUCAGACGAUGGCCCUCCUCCCACCACUCCAACAAAUACAAUCGAUCAGGGUCACGGAGUCAGCAUUGAGGCUAUCCCGCUAUGGAAGCGGGUAUGGCGGCACAGUUUGACGCAGAUGAUGCUUUUGAGCGUCCAGGCCUUUUGUGGGCCAGCCAUGUCGGACGCGAUUACAGGCCUCGGUGGUGGUGGCCUUGCAACUCCUCAGGUGUCAAAUAUUUCGACUGCGAUCAGAUACGCCACGCUGGCUGUCGUUUGCUUCCUGGGCGGUCCCAUAGUCAACAAAAUCGGUGUCAAGUGGGCCCUGGUCAUCGGCUCAAUGUCCUUCCCUAUCCAAGGGUCUGCCUACUACUGCAACAGCAAGUUUGGAAACCAGUGGUAUCUUAUUCUCAGCGGCGCUAUCGGCGGUAUUGGGACUGCUUGCUGGUAUGUCGCUGAGGCUGGAGCCAUCAUGACGCUUGCGCCGUCCGGUGCUCGUGGAAAAUAUCUAGCUUUGUGGAUUGUCUCGCGAAAUCUUGGACAGUUAGUCGGAGGUGCAAUUAAUCUAGCAAAGAACCAUGAGAAAGGGGCCGAUGGCGGAGUCACCCCCGAUACUUUCAUUGCCUUCGUGAUCAUUGAGUGCAUCGCUCUUCCAUUCGCACUUUUAAUCACUCCCUUCGAGCGCGUUAUCCGAUCUGAUGGCACCCAUAUCGUGACUUCCGAGACCCUUUCUACCAAACAGGAGCUUAGGCGCAUUGCAAAGACCAUCACCUCCAGGCUCAUUGUUCUUUCAUCCCUUUGGGCAUUGUGGUCAUUUUUCUACACUGGUACUUGGACUACCUACCUAGGAACCUAUUUCUCUGUCCGGGCCCGCGCCCUCUCGUCUCUGAUCUCGCCUUUCUUCUGCAUUAUCGGCUGCUUUGGUCUUGGCUAUAUCCUUGACAUGAAGGGUCUCAGCCAACGCCGCCGUGCGCAAAUUGGUCUCUACACCGUCGUCAUCCUCAACGUUGGUGUAUAUAUCUGGUCUAUCGUCAUGCAGACCAAGUUCAACCGCCACGAUCCUGGCCACAUUGACUGGGACGACGGACUGUAUGCUUCGUCAUUCCUGCCGUAUUUCUUCGUCCAGACCACCGGUCCGUUGUCACAGUCGUACAUGUAUUGGCUACUGUCAUCUUUUGCGACAGAUGCGCAGGAAAACGUCCGUAAUGGUGCGGCAUUCAGAUGCAUUGAAGCUAUUGGUCAAGCUAUUGCCUACGGCAUGAACACUCAAACCACGAGUGACCCUCUUAUUGGAUUCUGCGUGACAUUCGCCCUCCUCGGAGCUUCUCUGCUCCCCAUGAUUAUGCUUGUGAACACGACGCCGGACCGCAUCCCCGCUGAUGUGAUUGCUGAGCAGCAGGAUGUCGCCCGUGACAAGCUUGAGAGUGCUUAAAUAAGCCAGGACUGGACAAUCCCGCUUAGUACGAUAAGGCAGAUGUUGUAGACAAUGGCCUAUUAUGAAUAUUCUAUAUAUACAGUUCCUAAUCAUAAAAAAGUAUUAGGAGGCUCUAG
Messenger RNA from Aspergillus caelatus, 1810 nucleotides. RefSeq names its product major facilitator superfamily domain-containing protein. Gene Ontology annotation, biological process: transmembrane transport. The record is from RefSeq and is a predicted model, not a curated record. The coding region runs from base 255 to 1691 and encodes 478 amino acids. Gene Ontology annotation, molecular function: transmembrane transporter activity. The transcript has 10 exons. NCBI's taxonomy places the organism in Eukaryota, Fungi, Ascomycota, Eurotiomycetes, Eurotiales, Aspergillaceae.